AAGCAAUAAAAAUAAAAACGUAAGAAAUGGCCCGUCAGCAUAAAGGCACAUUGGCGGUUAUCGAACAAAUCUACAGCGAUAUUCCAGCCUUCACGGAUAUAUUUACAGAAGAAUCUUUUUAUAUUUUUGCGCUUUGUUUUGUUUGUGCUGCUGUAAUGGUGGCUUUUAUUUUGUCAAGAUUUAUUACUAUCAAACCAGUUGAAUACUGACUUGUUAUAUCACUAGAUCGUUAACGUAAAAUGAAUGAUGAAUGUUGAAAUUAAAAAGGGAUUGUAUUUAUUUCAUUAACUGAGGUUGCCUUAAAAUUUAUUUAUUUAAAAGGCAGUGUCAUCUGCUACUAAAAUACAAUGCUAGUUUUCGGUAAAAUUAACUUAAUCGAUUAGUUUGGUACAAUUAAAUUUAUGCACGUUUUGAAACCACAAAGUUAUUAAAGAUAUAUGUCUCUAAAUUCAAUCACGUUUUCCGUAAAUUGUAAUAUUCAUCGUCUUCAUUGAAUUGAUAUGUACUUAAUAUUUUGCUUCGAAUUUAUAGGCAAUAGUAGGUC
Glossina fuscipes is the source of this 544-nucleotide messenger RNA. RefSeq lists its product as uncharacterized. The record is from RefSeq and is a predicted model, not a curated record. The coding region runs from base 27 to 209 and encodes 60 amino acids. The transcript has a single exon. Lineage: Eukaryota; Metazoa; Arthropoda; Insecta; Diptera; Glossinidae.